Closterium sp. NIES-65 is the source of this 900-nucleotide messenger RNA. The record is from the annotation of a GenBank genome assembly. NCBI's taxonomy places the organism in Eukaryota, Viridiplantae, Streptophyta, Zygnematophyceae, Desmidiales, Closteriaceae.
AUGCUGGCGGCGUUCCUCGCGGCGCUCGUCUUCUUCCAUUCCUCCGAGUUCCUCCUCGCGCUCUGGUCCACCGGCAAACCCGACCUCCGAUGUAAGCCGCCUCGCCUUCCCCUCGCCUCGCCUUCCCCUCGCCUCGCCUUCCCCUCGCCUCGCCUUCCCCUCGCCUCGCCUUCACCUCGCCUCGCCUUCCCCUCGCCUCGCCUUCCCCUCGCCUUGCCUUCCCCUCGCCUCGCCUUCCCCUCGCCUCGCCUUCCCCUCGCCUCGCCUUCCCCUCGCCUCGCCUUCCCCUCGCCUCGCCUUCCCCUCGCCUCGCCUCGCCUUCCCGUCUUCUCCUCGCCAAUCCGUCCCCUCUCCUCUGCGUCUCUGGGAAGGGCGUCAAUUGCGGGGGCGCUGUCGUUCCUCGUCUCGGGGGAGUAUCUGCUGGCCAUGGCAGCAGCGCUCACUGAAUACGCCCUCGAGACCGCCCUCUUCCCCGCCUUCAAGCGCCGCCUGUGGCCCGUGGCGUGGGUGGGGGGGGCGCUGCUGCUGGCGGGGGAAGCGGUGCGCAAGGCAGCCAUGGUGACGGCGGGGCGGAGCUUCACUCAUGACAUUCAGACGGAGAAGCGGCGCGAACAUCGAGUGGUGACGCACGGGCUGUACAGGUGGGUGCGGCAUCCGGACUACACGGGGUGCUUCAUGUGGAGCAUAGCCACGCAGUUGGUGCUCGUCAACCCCCUCUGCACGCUCGCCUUCGCCCUCGUCUCCUGGCGCUUCUUUGCCGCGCGCAUCCCCUACGAGGAGUUUUACCUCCACCAUUUCUUCGGACUUGACUACGAGGAGUUCUACCUGCACCAGUUCUUUGGCCUUGAGUACGCACGAUACGCCGCCUCGGUGCCGUCCGGCAUCCCCUUUGUCUCGUGA